CGGAACGCAAUCUGCCCCAUGGGAUAUCAAUCCAUCUGCUAUUACUGCAAUCCAAUACGUUGUACGGGUGGUACUACGAAAGCAACAUGAUGAAAACCGGAGUUGUCCUGGCGCUAGCCGGUACCUGGUGCCUCGGCGCCCUAUCGACGGUGGGAGCCUUCUCGCUGUCCAUGUCGUCGGCGUCGGUCGGGGAAGGAAAAACCGCCAUCAUCGCGGGCGCCACCGGAUACAUCGGAAAGUCGGUGGUCCGGGAGAGCGUCCGGCAGGGGUACAAGACGAUUGCCCUGGUGCGCGACUCGGAAAAGGUGAACAACAAGCAGGGGCAGGCACUGUACGGGCAGUUCUUCGAGGGCGCCGAGGUGAUCGAGUGCGACGUCUGCGAUCCGGCGGCUCUGACCAAGGUGCGUUGCGUGCUCAAGCCGAGCCAAAAAAAACUUCUGCAGGGAAGGAAAGGACCGAGCAAAGCCGAGCGUUUUCGUUUGCGUUUGCUAUGGAGUCUGCUUUCUGAUGUGUACUCAACAGAAUGUUUUCGUUUCGUGAUCGAUCGAUGCAUCGGACUCGGUGGGCUCGGUUGCAUUCCUUCCUUUGUGCUUCUUUCUGCGAUCCGGUGCGUUUCCAACCGAUGCAAAAUGGCUCGACUUUUGUUUGUGGAUCCCAGACCAUGGAAAAGAUCAAGGCCGACGGCGGUGACAUCGAAGCCGUCAUUUCCUGCCUCGCGUCCCGGUCCGGAAUCAAGAAGGACGCCUACGCCAUCGACUACCAGGCCACCAAGAACUGCCUGGACUCCGGGAUCGCCACCGGGGCCCGCCACUUUGUCUUGCUGUCGGCCUUUUGCUGCAAGAACCCCUGGCUGCAGUUCCAGCAGGCCAAGCUCAAGUUCGAGGCCGACCUGGUGGCCGCCCAGGACAAGAUCACCCACACCAUCGUCCGACCGACGGCCUUUUUCAAGUCCGUGUCGGGGCAGCUGGAGGUCGUCCAGCAGGGAGCACCCUUUGUCAUGUUUGGGGACGGAAAGGUCACCCGGUGCAACCCCAUCGCCGAGGCGGACCUCGCGACCUACCUGGUGGACAGCAUCACGGACGAAUCGCGACUGAACAGGAACAUCGACCUCGGUGGGCCCGACGAGCCACUGACCAUGCUGAAGCAGGGAGAAGUACGUACCAGGAACCUGUUGCGUGGCGAUCGGGUUUAGUCUUGCUUUGUUGGAUCGGAAUGGCGUCCAUACCUAGAUGCCGCGAUGUUUGUUUCCGGUGGAUUGUUGUGUAUUCUUCUUCUCACCCCUCCUUUCCUCGCUUUGGAUCGUGUUGUUUCCCGUGCCGAUGCUGCGACUCCUGUUGCUGAUCCGGCUGCGGCCGCCACCAGAUGCUCUUUGACGCCGUCGGAAAGGAAACCAACUUUUUCUUUGCUCCCCUCUGGUUGUUCGACGUGAUCAUCGACAGCCUCCAGUGGGUCUCGGACACCUUCAACAGCGAAAAGUUCGAGAACGCCGCCGAGCUCGGGCGCAUCGGAAAGUACUACGCGGUCGAGGACAUGCUCACGACCGACCCGGACGAAAAGUUCGGAACCAUCACCCUCCAGGAGCACUACGACCGCAUCGCCGUCGAGGGCCAGGAGUACGAUCCCUACACGACCAUGUUUGCCAAGGCUCCCGAAUAAACCGUAGAUGACUAGAGUAAGAGGUACCUGUAACUAUUACUUCGUAGUAUGAAACAUUAUUAUGACGCA
Molecule: messenger RNA, 1725 nt
Organism: Pseudo-nitzschia multistriata
Lineage: Eukaryota; Bacillariophyta; Bacillariophyceae; Bacillariales; Bacillariaceae
Source: the annotation of a GenBank genome assembly